Messenger RNA from Chara braunii, 859 nucleotides. NCBI's taxonomy places the organism in Eukaryota, Viridiplantae, Streptophyta, Charophyceae, Charales, Characeae. The record is from the annotation of a GenBank genome assembly.
GCAAUCGGCGCAACUGCUUGUACGCACACUGGUAGGAAAAACUUUGACGAGUGGGGGGUCGAGCGGAGCAGCGAGCAGUUGUGUUUUACGGCUGCUUUCGUGUCUUCAGAGGACCGCCUUUCUGUCGCACAUAAGGAAAGCGCGCACAGGGGGAGGUGGAAGGUGAAGUACCAGAUAAUGGCGCACUCUACGUUUCUGUUGGCCUUGCUUCUGGUCGGUGUUGCAGUUCAGGCAAGUGCGCAGGCUCCACCGGAGGUGACUAUCAGCUAUGUCGUCUACCAAGGCUCGGGCUGCAAUUAUGAGAACACGAACUAUGUGCUGUCGAACGACUACAAGAUGGUCACCUUCAUAUUCGGCGGGAUGGUUGCGACCACGGACGGGUUGCCCGCCGGCAAGAGGAAGUCUUGCCAGAUGUCUUUCUAUAUAAACUACCCGGAUGGCUGGAGCGUCUCCAUCGGUCAGGCCACGGCCCGCUGGUUCGCUGACAUCGCCCAGGACUCCGCAGGCAUCUAUGAGGUACACUACUACCUCUCCGGACAAACGGGUACGGCAAUGAUCGAGCGCAAAAUCCAAGGCCCAUAUACUGGCAGCUUCGAGUUCACGGACGACUUCCGGAGGCUUGUCUGGAGCGAGUGCAACAACACACCCAACUUGAACAUCAAGAUGGUGGUGCGAGUGGAGGGCAAGAAGGCGGUCAUGGGUAUCGACUCCGUCGAUUGCAACCCCGUGCUCAUCCUCAACCUCCAAUGGAAGAAGUGUCCUUAGAACUGAGAACUCCACCCACCACCAUCUCCCAUGUGGAUAGUGGGUGAGAAGGGUCGGAGAUGUGGGCAGCUGUGCCAUCUUGAGUAUCUAAAGU